Messenger RNA from Drosophila nasuta, 3948 nucleotides. RefSeq names its product SH3 domain containing GRB2 like, endophilin-A (gene EndoA). Bases 583 to 1686 code for a protein of 367 amino acids. The record is from RefSeq and is a predicted model, not a curated record. Gene Ontology annotation, biological process: synaptic vesicle uncoating. Gene Ontology annotation, cellular component: presynapse; glutamatergic synapse; cytoplasm. NCBI's taxonomy places the organism in Eukaryota, Metazoa, Arthropoda, Insecta, Diptera, Drosophilidae. The transcript is spliced from 2 exons. Gene Ontology annotation, molecular function: protein binding.
GUACACAGCCAAAUAUCGAUUUAGUUUGAUAGAGGAAAAACGACCCCCGCGUCCAACACACCAGCCCCAAGGCAGAGGGAGAGAAAUAGUAGUAGUAACGACAGUCCUUCAAACAUUACGCAGCCGAAAAGAAAAAAACUCCAAGGUUCUGCUGCAUUCAUAUUAAAACGACAAAAAGUGUGAAGAGAAGUGUCAAGCGCUGUGUGCUGCGUGAGAAGAGACGAGAUACCUCAGAACGAAACGUGCAGCGCAAACGAAACGAGUGAAAGUGCAAAAAACAGAAAAAAGAAAAGAAUUGAAAAUCUAUACGACUGGCGUUUUGUCACAAUUUCUUCCAGUAUUAUAUCCACAGCCUCAAUCUCAAUCAGUGUCAGCCACAAGCAGCAAGCAGCGGGAGCAGCAGCGUCAGAAUAAACUUAUCCACCCCCAACAUCGACGAAGACGACGUCAACGUCAAGUGCACGCCGCCAACCGCGUCGUUGACAUCAAACCACAGCGAGUAAAACUAGCAGCGCACCAACAGAGGCAGCGCAGCAGCAGAGACAGCUCGAACAGCAGCAGCAACAACAACAAGGCUUCGCCAUGGCUUUCGCCGGACUGAAGAAACAAAUCAACAAAGCGAAUCAGUAUGUGACGGAGAAAAUGGGCGGUGCGGAGGGCACCAAGCUGGAUUUGGAUUUCAUGGACAUGGAACGUAAGACGGAUGUCACCGUUGAGCUCGUCGAGGAGCUGCAAUUGAAGACGAAGGAGUUCCUGCAGCCAAAUCCAACGGCCAGGGCCAAGAUGGCAGCAGUCAAGGGCAUCUCGAAGCUGUCGGGACAGGCGAAAUCGAAUACGUAUCCACAGCCGGAGGGACUGUUGGCCGAAUGUAUGUUGACGUAUGGUAAGAAGCUCGGCGAGGACAACAGCGUGUUUGCGCAGGCGCUCGUCGAGUUUGGCGAAGCGCUGAAACAAAUGGCCGACGUCAAGUAUUCGCUGGACGACAACAUCAAGCAGAACUUUUUGGAGCCGCUGCAUCAUAUGCAGACCAAAGACCUGAAGGAGGUCAUGCAUCAUCGCAAGAAGCUGCAGGGCCGGCGUCUCGACUUUGAUUGCAAGCGUCGCCGGCAGGCCAAAGAUGAUGAAAUUCGUGGUGCUGAGGAUAAGUUUGCCGAAUCACUGCAAUUGGCACAGGUAGGCAUGUUCAAUCUGUUGGAGAACGACACUGAGCAUGUCUCGCAAUUGGUCACUUUUGCUGAAGCACUAUACGAUUUUCACUCUCAAUGCGCCGAUGUGCUACGUGGUCUGCAGGAGACGCUGCAAGAGAAGCGCGCCGAGGCAGAGAGCCGGCCACGCAAUGAGUUUGUGCCCAAGACGCUGCUCGAUCUGAACUUGGACGGCGGUGGCGGCGGCCUCAAUGAUGACGGCACGCCGUCCCACAUUAGCUCGAGCGCCUCGCCGUUGCCCUCGCCGAUGCGCUCGCCAGCCAAAUCGAUGGCCGUCACACCGCAGCGCCAGCAACAGCCAUGCUGUCAAGCAUUGUACGACUUUGAGCCCGAGAAUCCCGGUGAAUUGGGCUUCAAAGAGAACGACAUCAUCACGCUACUCAAUCGUGUCGAUGACAAUUGGUAUGAGGGUGCUGUCAAUGGACGCACCGGCUAUUUCCCGCAGUCCUAUGUGCAGGUGCAGGUUCCACUGCCCAACUAAACUAAACAGAAACUGAAACUGAAACUAAACGACAGUAAACAGUAAAGAUGCCAUGCAGUAGAUGGAUUUAGAAUUAAAAACUGAAUGUUUUUUUUGGUUUCGUCGUCCAGCAGUCGGCGACCAAGUUUGGCAGUAAAACAAAACAAAGCAAAACAAAAAGAAAGAGAGAAAAAUGAGCAAAACAGCAGCAGCAGCACAUGCAUUGCAUACAAUAUUAUGUAGUAGUUGAUUAUAAUGCGGUUAGAAGUUACGGUUACGGCUUAGCUAGCUACAGCACACAGCACACAUUCAUUCGUGGCCAUAAACAGCAAUCAUGCAACAUUUGCAACAAGCGAAAACUAACAUACAAAUAUUACAAAAAUAAACAAAAGCAAGCGAUAAGCGUUAAGUAACAAAACAAAAAAAAUAUAUAAAGUUUAAAGCGAAAUUUUACCAGUUGGCAACACAAUAACUAACAAAUUAAUUCAAUUACAAUUAAAUUAAAGCAUGUAAUUAUGUACUACUACUACUACAAACAAACAAACAAAAACUAAACUAAAUUUACGAAAAUUGUUCAAAUAAGCCGAUUAGAAGUUUUGCCAUAUACGUUGUCUGCAAUUCGAUUUCUAUUUUUCAAUUCGAUUUUUUAAUGCUAAAUCAACUCAAGAGUGGAAAACGUUUCGAUAUUCAGCUAUUUAACAAACAACAUUUUUUGGCAGAAUGUCAACUCAAUAUAUUAAUUAGCUAGAUAUACACAAAACAUACAUAAUACAUGCAUAUAUAUAUGUUGCGAUUUUUCUGCUUUCUCACAUCUUAUUGAUUGUUGUAAUUUUCUAGUUAAUUUCCAUUGCGCUCUCUAUGCAAAUACGCUAUCUACCUACCAAAAAGCAAAGCAUCAUAUACCCUCUAGUAUAUACCUACUACCUAUACCUAUACCUAUUAUAUUUAUUGUAAAACUAUCCGAAAACAACUGAUAUUUGUGCAAAAACAAUACUCCUUACACUCUAUUCCCUUUAAAAAUCCUUUGAAAAGAAAGAAUAUUGAAAAAGGCAUUCGAAACAUUGAAAAAAUUAUACAAAAAAUAAUACUGUCUUAAUGUUUGUUGUAAAAUUUAAAAACUAAUUCAAAUUCAAGGAUGAACAGAACAAAAUUUGUAUCCUACUUUUUUGCUCCUUUUUAUGUGUGUUGUUUUUUUGUUAUUUAUAUACAUAACUAUUAUAUGAAUCAAAUAUAUAUACACAAUAUAUAUAUAUACAUAUAUAUAUAUAUAUAUAUAAUAUAGAUAUAUUUAUUAAGCAUAUUAUCUACAUGUAUAUUUAUUAUUAUGUAUUUAUUAUAACAUAUACCGAGCAGCAAAUAAUAAUAUAAAUAAUAAUAAUAAUAUUACAAGCAAAGUAAUGAACAACGUAACGGAAUCCUCCUAAGCAAAACCAGAAUAUAACUAGUUAAAAUUUGAAAAUACAAAGUAAUUAUGAAACAAUUACUGAUAUUAAACACAACGUUGAUAAUAACUAUGUAUAAAAAGCAAAACAAAACCAGUCAAGUCAAGUCGAAGCGAAGCAAAGAAAUUACUAACCAAAAGCAAAUAAGUUUACUAGAGAAAUACACCUACUAUAUGUAUGUAUGUAAACGUAACUGAUCUCUGCAUCAAUAAAAUGAAGAAGCAGCAGCAGAGUCAGAUAUGGGAGACUCAAACUAGCUCCAUUAACAGGCAAACAACAAAUACGAGUAGUAUAAUAUAGUACAUGUGGGGAAGAAUGUAUGUGUGUACUAGUUUAUGUAUACAAAUAAGAACAAGAGUAUACACAAUUAUAUAUUUACUGAUUGAUAAUAAAUUAGUUAAUGAGCAACAAAGUUGAAAUUUACGAGCGCUAAAAAAUGAAACAUAAAAAAAGCAACAUUCGCCGCGACACUUGCCAAACAUUUCCAGAGAGCGAAAAGAAAGAAAGAUAGAUAAUUUUUGGUCUCGUAGCCGAAGAGGCAUUAAUGAUGAUGAUGACGAUGAUGUCGCGAAAAAAAGAGUAAAACAAUAAUAAUUGUAAUUAUGCAUUUGUGUGGUGGAUAUAAAGUAAAGUUUAAUUAUAUAUACAUACAAGUACAUACCCUACAUACUUACAACAAAUACCAACAAAUUAUAUAAGAAUAAUGCUAAAGAAUUCUAACAAAACAUAAAACUGAUGCCCUAAUUUAUGCAAAAACAAAAACCACAAAAAAAACCAAAUUGAAUACAUUUAAUUUUCAAUGUGUCUUUCGUUCAAAAUCAUAAAAAAAGGAAAAACCCAA